This is a messenger RNA of Ziziphus jujuba (common jujube), 373 nucleotides long. RefSeq lists its product as uncharacterized. Bases 32 to 373 code for a protein of 113 amino acids. NCBI's taxonomy places the organism in Eukaryota, Viridiplantae, Streptophyta, Magnoliopsida, Rosales, Rhamnaceae. The record is from RefSeq and is a predicted model, not a curated record. The transcript is spliced from 4 exons.
GUUCCUUCUGGAUGAAAAUGGUUCCUUCGUGAUGGUCCAGGAAGGCUGGAGUCUUGCAGAACUCUUUCAAGUCCGUUGCAUCGUUGCUGCACCUUAUGUCGUUCCAUGCAGUGCACCUUCAUCAUUUGAGCGUCAGUUUAAAAAGGAACUUCCACUUUUGUAUAAAUAUCUACAAGAAUCUCCUUCGAAGAAGGUUUAUUGGAAAGAUGUGAUUCACUGGAUGUGGCCACUUUUCACCGAGUAUUGGAGAAAUGAAGAAACUAUUUUGGAGAACUUGAAGAAAUUGUAUAAGUUAUUGCUGAUAAAGGUGGUGGGCAGAAGAGGGCUAGAUGACCCAAUUUGCUGCUUGCGGCUGCAAAUGGGAUUGGUUUAG